GUAACACCAUCUACCAUCUAUCAUUUCCUAAACCAAAUAUUUACACUUUUCUUCCAAACAAUUUUGAACCAAAAAAAACACCAUUCUAAUGGGUUCGCUUACCAUUCCAAACCAAAAACCUCAUGCGGUUUUAGUUCCAUAUCCAGCACAAGGCCAUAUAAACCCUUUCAUGAGACUAGCCAAGCUUUUACAUGCAAAAGGCUUCCACAUAACCUUUGUCAACACCGAAUUCAACCACAAUCGUCUGAUCAGGUCAAAAGGUUCCGACUCGGUCAAAGGGUUCCACGAUUUCAAGUUUGAGACCAUCCCGGACGGGAUGCCGGCGUCGGAUAAAGAUGCGACGCAAGAUGUGGUUAUGCUGUGUGAUUCUACUAGGAAAACUUGUUUGGUUCCUUUUAAGGAGCUUCUGGUGAGGUUGAAUUCGUCUUGUCCUGAGGUUCCUCCUGUGAGUUGUGUUAUUUCGGAUGGUGUUAUGAGUUUUGCUAUCAAAGCUGCUGAGGAUUUAGGUAUUCCGGAAGUUCAAUUCUGGACUGCUUCUGCUUGCUCUUUUGUUGGAUAUUUGCAUUACAGGGAAUUCAUUCGGAGAGGAAUUGUCCCUUUUCAAAAUGAUGACUACCUAACAGAUGGCACUCUUGAUGAACCUGUUGAUUGGAUUUGUGGGAUGAGCAAUGUAAAAUUCAGGGACCUUCCAAGCUUUUUAAGAACAACUGAUCCCAAUGACAUAAUGUUAGAUUUCAUGGGAGAGGAAGCACAGAGUUGCCUGAAAGCUCCAGCCAUUAUGUUCAACACCUUGGAUGAAUUGGAGGAAGAGGCACUCAAUGCAAUCAUUUCCAAUUUCAACUACCCCAACAUUUACACAAUGGGUCCUCUGCCUUUGUUGAGUAAACACAUUGUUCCCGAAACCCGAAUCAAUUCCCUGAAUUCAAGCCUGUGGAAGCCCGACACGAAAGUUUUCGAUUGGUUGGAUGAAAAGGAACCAGGAUCAGUCAUUUAUGUGAAUUAUGGAAGUGUGACAACAAUGUCUGAAAAUCAUUUCAAAGAAUUUGCUUGGGGACUUGCAAAUAGUGGGCAAAACUUUUUGUGGAUCAUUCGUCCUGAUGUUGUCAAUGGAGGCGAAUCGACAAAGAACUUGCCUGAUGAAUUUCUCCAGGAGAUUCAGGAUCGAGGGUUCUUAACAGGUUGGUGUGCUCAAGACAAAGUGUUGGAGCACCCGGCAAUUGGCGCAUUUCUGUCACACUGUGGUUGGAACUCGAUGACGGAAUUAAUUUCGGCAGGUGUCCCUGUGAUCGGAUGGCCGUUUUUCGCCGAUCAGCAAACAAAUUGUCAUUAUGCGAGUGAAAAAUGGGGGAUUGGAAUGGAAGUGAAUCACGACGUGAAGCGAGACGACGUUGCCGCGCUGGUGCGGGAAAUGAUGGUAGGAGAAAGAGGGAAGGAAAUGAGGAUCAAGGCUAAAGAAUGGAAGAAGAAAGCAGAAAAAGCCACUGAUGUUGGAGGAUCGUCCUACAACAAUUUUGACAAGUUCAUCCGGGAGGCUCUUCAUUUCAAGGGUUGAUUGAUUCACUGAAUUUUUCAGCCACUGCAUAUAUUAAUUGUUUUUUUUUUUUUUUUGUGUAUCGAUUUAUUUAUGUUUCAAAUUUUCAAUCAACAUUAUGGUGCCUGACAGCCUGAGCAUGGUUCUUCUAUACGUGUAAUCAAGAAUGUUGUUGAUCGUUGAAUGUGAUUUACCAGAAAAGAAAAUAAAAGAAUGUUGAUUGUGAAAUCAUCAGUUCCAGCUCCCA
Oldenlandia corymbosa var. corymbosa is the source of this 1778-nucleotide messenger RNA. The record is from the annotation of a GenBank genome assembly. NCBI's taxonomy places the organism in Eukaryota, Viridiplantae, Streptophyta, Magnoliopsida, Gentianales, Rubiaceae.